Messenger RNA from Pseudogymnoascus verrucosus, 1845 nucleotides. RefSeq lists its product as uncharacterized. The coding region runs from base 1 to 1845 and encodes 614 amino acids. The record is from RefSeq and is a predicted model, not a curated record. Lineage: Eukaryota; Fungi; Ascomycota; Leotiomycetes; Thelebolales; Thelebolaceae. The transcript is spliced from 3 exons.
AUGCCAUCCUGCCGUGGUAUAACGUUGUCGAUAACGUCGGCUUCGGAUUCGAAAGUAUAUCCAGAGUUCCCUCACCCAGAAACCUCCCAGUUCCAAAACAGCGAAUCAUUUGCUCUACCAGGUAACAAUACCAAGGCGACGUCGUCAUUGCCUAGCAAAGAGAAACCAGGAAACAAUGCUCCCGACUCAUCCAACCCCUAUGCUUCCGUCUACAUUCCAUCCUUGCCUGGAACCCGAUUUGUUGUGCAGUAUUCCAUAGACCCACCACAUACAGACGGCAUAAACGUUUUCCUUAAGCUGUUUAUGAACGGUCGACACGUCACGUCAUGGGGAAUAGAUCCCAGAACCAUGCCGGUGGGACGGGCUAUGUUGGGCCUUUUCGAAGCCGACAAGAAGCUGAAGUCGAAAGCAUUGAUACCUAAUCCAGCAGAAACCAAACCGUUCUAUUUCAAUGAUCAGAAGCAAGACGUUUCGGCAGCUGAGAAUGGUGGUGUAAUUGAAGUCAGGGUCUUCAGAGCUUGUGGAAAAAGGCGUCGGGGUGCAAUCCUUGACGUAUUCAGAGGUGGUCAGGAUAAGUAUGGAAUUGAGUUCAAGUCCUCUGGGCUUCUUGAAAAGAGCAGGUACAAGUAUUUCGACUGGCUCUUGGAGGACCCAAAAGAUGACCCCUUUGUGACGUUCCGCUUCCACUACCGCAGCUGGGACUCUCUCGAAGCCUUACAGCUUGUUCCUGGGAUGUGCAACCGUGAAUUAUUGCCAGCAUUCUCCAUAAAGAACAGCCUCAGCACACCCAACCUCUCUGGAGCUAACCCCACCCUAACUGGCUCUGGAGUUAUCAGUAGAUUCAACAAAGCCACAACUAACAAUGGACCAGAGCACCGCAACCGCUCACGGAGUCCGGGUGCUUCAUUGCCAAAUAAAAAGAUUGAGAACACCAUCUUUGGUCAAAUGGUCGCCAAAGACACUGCUCUUUCACAGGUCCAGUCCAAGCAGGCGACACAGCCAGAUGUUAAUAAGCUAAAGAAGAAGUUACAGAUUCCCACAUCGAUAUUUUCCACCGCAAACAAAGAAAAGUGGAUAAGCCAGGAGAAUCUCCAGCUGGACGUAAGGCCUCUCCCAGAGCCUCCCGCAGGACAGUCUCAUGGUAGAAACCUUUCUGCGUCUUCAAUGGCAUUCUCCAUUGCGCCGUCUUUACGGUCUUGGGCAGAUGGUGAUUGGAGUGAAUCCCCUGAACCAGUAUUAUGUGUUGCAGCCGAACUACAAGUCCUCCACAGCCUCCAGCUUAACCAGUAUGGGCGCAAAAAGUCAAUCUUCGAUGAUGAUAGUACUACCUCCAGUGCUAGCGAUCACGAUGAUGCGUACGGCGAUAUUGACCAAUCCUUUCAACUUUCUCUUUCUGCACCACCGGUCUAUCCGAAGAAUAAUAUGUCUCCGGUUAAAAGGUCUCCAGUCAAAAAGCCAACAGCUCGCGGUCUCCCUCUUUCGACCAGUGCUAUCUUUCCUCCUCCAGCCAUGAGACGGGAUAGAAUGCGGCGCAUCCGUUUCAAGGACCAAAAGCGAGGUUCCAACUCCCCUACGGAAGGCUAUGAAGCUGACCAUGAAAGCCUCCCUAAAUAUCGUGGCUCAGGUCGUCCUAGCACCAGCGGUCUGCCUGCCAACAUGAAAUUAUCUCAGGUUCCACCUCGGCUACUUGCUGUCAACUCUGGUUUCAGCUUCGAGUUCAACAACCCCUGUGAAGCUGAUGGAAGUAGCGAAGGUAAUGAGGACGCCACUCUCAGAAUCAAAAGCGGAAAACCUGAAGAGCGCAGCGGUGAAGGCCCCAGAAACCAAAACAGAGAAAGGAAAUGA